Molecule: messenger RNA, 3239 nt
Organism: Ictalurus furcatus (blue catfish)
Lineage: Eukaryota; Metazoa; Chordata; Actinopteri; Siluriformes; Ictaluridae
Product: carcinoembryonic antigen-related cell adhesion molecule 5-like
Exons: 14
Coding region: 90-2039 (649 amino acids)
Biological process (GO): cell surface receptor signaling pathway
Molecular function (GO): transmembrane signaling receptor activity
Source: RefSeq, a predicted model, not a curated record
UGCGAUCUGACAGCGAGAAAACACAGGAAGUGCUGAGACAUUAACACACACCACUGCUCUGUCAGUCAGUCAGUCAUUAGAGAGACAGGAUGGAGUUCAGUCCACUCGCUGUGAUGCUCUUGCUGAUUUCACUUAUACCAGUGGCCCAUGCUCAAGGGAGUCCUAAAGUUGUGGUGUCCAUAGCGCCUGAUACACAUGUGUUCACUGGAGAGACAGUUACUCUCAGAUGUGACGUACAGGGAGGAGGAGACACUCAGUGGACAUACAGCUGGUAUAAGAAUAAUAACAGACUCACAGACCGCACAACGCAGGAGUUCAGAAUCUGGUCUGUUCUAUACGUUCACCAUGGUGUCUACACCUGCAGAGGACAGAGCAGUGACUCUCAGAGCUCAGAGAUCAGUGAUGCUGUUACACUGACUGUAUCAGAAAAACCCACACCGACUGUGAGAGUGAAUCCUCAGAGCUCCGUCUACACUGGAGACACCAUCACUCUGACCUGUGAGCUGCAGUCGACUGGAUGGGAGAUUCAAUGGUACAAAAAUAAUCAGUCGUUACAUCCUUUGAGCACUGAAGAAACAGACACACUCAAAGUGACAGACGAUAAUGAUGGAGAAACAGUGUACCAGUGUCGAGCACGCAGGAGAAACUACAAGGGAGGGUACCACUCCUACUACUGCACAGAGUUCAGUGAUCCUGUCAAUAUUACAGUGAGAGAGAGACCAGGGGCAGUACUGAGUGUAUCUCCACAGAACUGGCUGACUGAAGGAGACUCAGUGACUCUAAGCUGUGAGAUUACAGACUCCUCUACAGACUGGACAUUCAGCUGGUACACAACUGUUCCCUACAGAGACGGCUUAACUCAAAUAAAACAUAAUCAUGGCUAUAUCAUGUAUGUGGAGCUCCUCUCAGACAGCAGCAGAGGAUCUGGAGGCAAAUACACUCUCAGUCCUGCUGCUCUUCAUCACACAGGAGUUUAUAUGUGCAGAGGAGAGAGAGGAGAACCAGCCUUUCACACACAGUACAGCAAUCCACAGACACUAUGGAUCACUGGUGAAUCUCCUCCAGUCUCUCUGAUCAUCAAUCCCAGCAAAACUCAACACUUUACUAAUGACUCUCUCUCACAGAGCUGUGAGGACCAGAUUAACUCUACUAGAUGGAGAGUGAGACGAUACACACACAGUGAGAGAGUGUUAGAUUGUUCAAGGGGAUCAGUUACAGGAUCUACAUGUGAAAUCAGCUUCCUCUCCACAUCCUACACUGGAGUUUACUGGUGUGAGUCUGAAUCUGGAGAAAACAGUAAUCCUGUCAACAUCACAGUGCAUGAUGGGGAUGUGAUCCUGGAGAGUCCUGUCCAUCCUGUGACUGAGGGACAUCCUCUGACUCUACGCUGUUUAUAUCGAUACCCAAAUUCCUCAAACCUCCGAGCUGAUUUCUAUAAAGAUGGAUCAGUUCUCCAGACACAGACUACAGGAGAGAUGAUCAUCCGAACUGUCUCAGAGUCAGAUGAAGGUUUCUACCACUGUAAACACCCAGAGAGAGGAGAGUCACCGAAAAGCUGGGUCUCAGUCAGAGCUUCAGUCUCAGAUUCUAGAGCCAGUGGUGGAACAGUAGGAGUGGCUGUGGGUUUGGGAUUUUUGUUCAUCGCUUUACUGAUCUUAAUGAUCCUGCUGUGGUCCUACAAAAGAAAAAAAGAAAAUCAGACAUCAGAGCAGAAUCAGAUCCGGUCAGGAGCUGAAGACUCUCAGUCAGGACACACACCACUUCAGGCUGGAAGUGAAAACAUUUAUGCCGCUGUAGAUCAGACAGAUACGAGUGGAACAGGUGAAGCUGCAGCUGAGAUCAGAGAAGCCACUUACGCACAGGUCACGAAGAAAAAGAAGACAAACAGGAACAAUGGUGCUGAUGCUGAACCCGGUGUUGAUGAUGUGACUUAUGCUAAGCUGGAAAUAAAACCAAUGAUAAAAGCAAAGAGAAUGAAAGAAAAGGCCAGUGUGGGUGAUGAUACUGUCUACUCAGAGCUGAAGCACAGCAUGGAGUGAGACAUGUGUCUGUGUACACUGAUGAAGCUACAGUUAUCACACAGACCGCUGGAAAACUGGGAUUUGUGUUUGUCUUCUGUUUUUCCUAAAAUGCUCAGAAAGUAAAAUCUGCUCAUCCACUUCCUGAACACAGGAACAUUAUACUUAUACAUUUUUCUUUUACUGCUUUUCUUUUUCUACUCAUUCUGUUUAGAGUGCACAAAUACAAUUAAUUAAUACAUGUGUCUCAUUUGCACAUUAAAAAAGAAAAACAAAUCAUAAUACGGUUAAUUUGUAUUAAUGUACUUUCAAAUGGAUACAUAUAGAAGUAAAAGAAAAAUAAAAUAUGUAUUUUAGGGUGCAAAACAUUUGUAUAAAAUUAUAAAAAAGGUUUCUUCCAAUUUAAAGCAUUAUUUAAGGUGAAACACGACACUCUAAAAUACUUAUUUUUCUGUUCCUCAUAUACUAAUUCCACUGAGCGUACAUUAAUAAUUAAUUUAAUACACAUGUGGCUCAUUAUAUUUAUUUUUCUUUUACUCAUAAACUUACACGUCAGUGCUUUUGGUUGGUUUUUGGUUGGAUACGAACACUUGGUAUCUGGUUCUGCACAUACCAAAGAAGAAGAAACCUGAGUGAAGUGUGUAAGGCUUGUCACUGUUUUCUUACACAAAGUAAGUUAUUCUUGUUCAUGUACAAAACUUCACGGAGGAAAUAAUGAAUUAAGAUGAAAGUAAAGUUGGCCGGGACGAAUAUUUAUAUUUUUGGUUCUGCAAAAUGCUGUCCUGCAACAUUGCUGCCACACACACACACACACACACACACACACACACACACACACACCUUUUUAAAUACAUGUUGCUUUAGAAUUUUUUCUCUUUAUAGUUGACAUUUUUGUAAACAUUUAUUAAUUGUUCAUAUUUACACCAUUACAAAUGACCUGAUGCUUUGUAAGUCGUUUCACCUCGUUCAUAAAUGUCACCUGAAAUGACUUUGUUUGUGGUUUAAACAAACUAACUUUAAUUACUGCCAGAAAAAUAUUUUCACUUAAAGAAAAGUAGAAAUCAUUUGACUCACUAUUGGCAUUUAACAAAAAUAAAAACAUUUUGAAGUGACUGAAGACGACUGAAUGAAUGAUGUUUUUUUCUAACACAUCUGAGGCACUGGCACUUAAAUGCAGUUCGGUUGCUUUUCUGUCAUAAACACCUGGAGUAAAAUUGUAAU